UGCAUUCACUAAAUCAAACGAGGCUGGGCGCUGCAGGGUGAGCUCUGAGGAGCUGCAAAUUGGUUUGCUCAGCCACACGACCUUCUUUUUCCUGAGUACACUGAGAUCCCUAAAGCAACUGAGGCUGUUAGCACAUCGUGUGGUGAGCUGAAAGGCAGAAAAAGAUCCUGAUUCGUGGCCUUGAUCUGCAGCUUCUCAGAGGUGACCUCCAUUAGCUUUGAUUAAGGAGCUAGGAGUGCAAGCAGAGGAGUCCAUCCUUCCUGCCAAGCUGCGUAAGCCCACGUCUCCUCACCAGCAACUGCACUAGAUUUGCCAAGCCUGAAUUUGUCAUUGCCAUCUGAGCCCUGGAAGAACUCAGCAGAUCCUCAAGGUGCUCAGCAUUACCAUGUCUGGUGGUGGCAGGUGAAGUGAGGAACGAGACCUUCUAGCAAGUGUCUCUCUGGGGUGGAAGAAGUGCUCGUGGGCAGAAACUGAUUAGCAGCACAGAGGAGCCCAGCAGAGCUGCCUGCAGCCUUGGACAGCACACUCAUGGUCUCAAGGAGUGGGCUUCAGCAUGCAGCCAUCACCUCCUAUGCAUACAAACUCCAGUGUCUCAAAAGCCAGGUGAGGCAAAUCUCCAGGGAGAGGGACAAGGCCAGACUGGACUUAGAGAAAGCAGAGAGACACUGCCUGCAGCUCAGCAGGGAGUUGGACAAGCAAUACAUCGCCCUCAAGCAUAGCCAGAGCAAGCUCAAGGAUGUUCGGGCUGAAGUGGAGGCAAAAGAGCUGCUUUUGCAGCAAGCCAUCAACCAUCAAGUGAAGCUGGAGGCUGAUGCACAGUUCCUCCAGGGCAAAGAGGCCACCCUUCAUGGGAGACUGAACCUCAUGAUGAAGGAGAACACACAGCUGCAAAACAAAGUCAUGGAGAUGGGUGAGAAACUGACCGCCUCUGAGACGCUGGUGUUGGAGCUUCAGAAAGAGCUCAACCUCGUUGUGAAGGACAAGCUGGACCAGGAGGAGCCCCGCAACCCAGAGCUCCUGAACCAUGGCAAAUACUUUGCAGAGAUUGUGCUGGAAUACGAGCGGCAAUGCCAGAGAGUCAAGGUGCUGUGGGACCAGAAUGACGUGCUGCAAAGAGAGCUGGAAGAGCUGCGUCUUCAGCUGCAGGAGAAGAGGGCUGAGAGAGGGCUGCUGGCUGGAGAGACGUCAAUCACGACGCAGCAGCUCCAAGAACAGCUGCAGGACCUGAAGAUGCAGCUGGAAUCCAAGGUAAACUAUUAUGAGGAGGAAAUGGAGCUAAUGAGGAAAAACUUUGAAAGAGAAAAGGACAGCAAGGAGAACGUCAAGGCUGAGAUGAGCAAGGUGGAAGACCAGGAAGAAGACCUGAGAGAAACAGUUUCAAAGUACCAGGUUGUACCUGAUGUCAUGAAAGAGCGAAAAGGUGUGCAGAGCCUGGAGCUGGAGGAGAGGUUUGAGAUGGAGCCAGCCAGGGUUGAACUUCAGCACACUGAGGACAUAGGGCAUCCAAGGCAGCAGCUGAACCAGGAAGGAGAAGAGCUGAGAACGCAGUGCAGGAACAGAGGAAGCCUCAGGGGAGAGCAGGGCUGGCUUCUGGAGGAGAACAGCUUGCUGAAAAGUCAAACUGGGAGACUCCAGGAAGAACUGAGGGAGGCUAAGGAGGAGUGCAGACAUGACGAGAAACACACGAGCAAGUUGAGCAGAGAGAAGGUAGAAAAACUGGCUGUAGCAGUAAAGUUGAAGAAGUCGAGUGGAAAGAGCAAUGUGGAUAUCUCCCAGACAAACAUCAAGGUGAGUAAGCUGAGCCAUAAGAUCCUGGAGCAUGAAGUCGGCUGCAGCGCCAGCACUGGGUCCACCCAGCUGCAGAACCAGAGGUUCAUGGAAGUCAAGCAACUACAAGGAGUGGAGAUGGCCAUGAGGCCGGAGCACUGCCAGCAGCAUGCAGCGUGUCGGUCAGAGAUGGAGCUGCUCUGGCAGCAGCUCGAGGCAUCGCAAGAGGAACUCUUUGAAGCCAAAGCAAGGUUGAGUCUGGCUCAGACUCAGCAUGCACUGCAGCUGCAGCAGGCCAAGGCACAGCUGAACAAUGUGGUGCCAAGGAAACAGUUUGAACAGCUGCAAGCCAGCUUGAAAGAGGAACAGUGCAAGGUUCAGCAGCUCCAGGCAAACCUCCAGCAGCAGGCUGAGCAGGCAUGCAGACAGCUGGUCAGGACCCAGAAAGAACAUGAGCGCCUGUUGCAGGCAGCUGUGGAGCAGGCAGAGGGGUUGCAGUGUGACCUAAGGAGUGCUGAAGCUGCGCUUGCAGAUGGGGCAGCUCGCCUCAAGGAUGCACAGGCUCAACUGUGCAGGAACAAACUGCUGAUUAAAGAUCUCCGUGAAGAAAACAGAGGGUUUGCAAUGGCCGUGCAGGCAGCUGAACUGAAGCAGAUGAACGCUGAGAGGAAGAACCACAUGCUGGAGGAGCAGGCCUUGGCCUUGAAGAAGCUUGUUGAAAAAAUCACACCAGCAUCUCUGAGUGCAUGAUGGAGCACUGCUAUGGCAGCCUUGCUCCUGAGCCUGAG
Molecule: messenger RNA, 2555 nt
Organism: Tympanuchus pallidicinctus (lesser prairie-chicken)
Lineage: Eukaryota; Metazoa; Chordata; Aves; Galliformes; Phasianidae
Gene: NINL
Product: ninein like
Exons: 17
Coding region: 529-2517 (662 amino acids)
Biological process (GO): microtubule anchoring at centrosome
Cellular component (GO): centrosome
Source: RefSeq, a predicted model, not a curated record